CUUUAGUGGAUGUCAUCCUCCGAUUGAAACUUUGCAGUGCAACGUGCCAAAGCGAGGCUACUACAAUCAGCGGCUCAGACUGGGGGAUGCUCCUACAUCAGCUCUGCAUUACAUCCUCAGCAAGUGUGCAGCCUGCAUGCAGCAGUCGGCUGCAGCUCGUGUCCGUCUGUCGUUGUGCAACGCUCGCAAGGUUCCAUCGGACAGAAGCAAAGUGUGAAAGCAGUAGAGUGGCUGUGCAUCUUCUUACAUCGCUGCGUGGUUGUAUGUGCCACCAUGAAACACCAGUCUAUCUCCCGAUGGCUGAGCCAGCUGGGACUGCCACAGUACUGCACAGCGCUGGAGCAGGAAUAUGAUGGUGUAGAGGACCUGCUUCACAUCUCAGAAUAUGACCUUUUGGAGCUUGGAGUCCACAAUCACCUCCACCGUCUGCACCUCCUUACUUCUCUACGCCUCCUGCAGGAGCGGGAGAGGAGGAGAGAGCUUAGGAUGAUGGCAGAGGGGCGUUUUGCCAGUCUUCCCAGGUCCCUCCAUACGCACCACACCCUAGCUGGAGGCCCGGCCCACCCUGGAGUACCCAGCAGCUCCAUUUGUGCCCCCAGCAGCAGCACCUGCUCCUCCAGGAGGCUCCAGGCCUCCAUCACCUCCUCCAUGGACCUCCUCAGCUCUAGACCUGGUCUGCCUCCAGGGCAGGGCAGCAGUCUAUCAGAGAUGCCCUCUGCUGCCUACCAGCCAAUCUCCAUUCAUGGAACUCUGCCUCGACGCAAGAGAGGAGGUGUCAACCUCACCCAUGGAAACUAUACUUGGGACCUGAAAACCAAGCACACUCAGCAAUUAGUUUGCGGGAACACAUUACUAACUCCUGGACACAUCCAUCCACCCAUGACCUCCUCAUUGGUCCAAAAUGUCAUUGAUGACUUCCACGGUUACAGGGAGCCAGCUGCCGGCCUGGACGCCACAGUGGACUAUGUUAAGUUCUCCAGGGACCAGUUCAUCCUGGACUGUCCCUCGGAGAAACUUCGCCGAGAGCUCGAGGAAGAGCUGAAGAUGAACUGUGAGGAGCCGAGAAGCCACGCAUGGUACCACGGGGCAAUUCCCAGACAGGUUGCAGAAAAGUUGGUGCAGCGUGAUGGAGAUUUCUUGAUCCGUGAUUCAAUGUCCAGUCCAGGAAGUUAUGUUCUGACCUGCCAGUGGCGAAACGCUGCUCAGCACUUUAAAAUCAACAAGAAGGUAGUGAUGCUGAAUGAAGCUUACUCCAGAGUAGAGUACCGACUAGAAAGAGAAGGGUUCGACAGUGUUCCUGCGCUCAUUAGAUACUAUGUUGGCAACAGAAAACCUGUCUCACAGGUGGUAGGCGCCAUCAUCUUCCAGCCAAUCAACAGAGGGCUGCCGCUGCGCUGCUUGGAAGAAAACUACAGAAUGUCAGGCAACCAACGAGAGGCUGGGCUGAUGGCGCAGGAGAGGCGGAGUCAGAAACGUCUUAGCCUCAACAUCACCAACGGACACACAAACGACAACGCACACACCGUGCACGAGAGCGCACACUCCCAGGACAACGGCUUGAUCCGAGGCAACCAGCUCAGGUUGAAGGAUCGCUGUGGAAGCCAACCAGCAAGUCUCAAUCAAGUCCAAGAGAGGCGACGCCCACUCAAGGCGCACCAAUCAGAGAGUUUCCUACCUCUUGGAUCCAAACCACAGUCCCAGCAGUCCCCCGAAGCUCUUCUUCCCAGCCCCAACCCCAAGUCUCCAGUGUUUCGGACAGGAAGUGAGCCAGUACUGAGCCCAUCUGUCCCACGGAGAUCAGCAGAGCCUCUAGCAGGCCAAGCGAUCCGAGGCUCAGACAGCCAGCUGUGUCCCAAACCGCCUCCCAAACCCAGCAAAGUGCCCCUGGCUCGACUGGCUCGCCCCCCCUGCCUUCAGCCCCUGGUUCCCCUCUCCAGCUCCUCCAGCCUCACAGACUCCUCCACCACCUCCCCCAACCUCGCUGCACCUCCUCUGGACUCCACGUGUCUGGAAACUGCCGGUUCUUCUUGGAGGAGUGGAGCUACCACAGGUCCUCCUGCUCCUCCAGUGAAGCCUCUAAAGUUCCAGCAUCAGCUCCUCCCUGCAGACGCCCACAGCUCCUCCGGUUGUAGAGUUUCACCUGCUGACGGUGCUCAGUAUCCUGAUCCAGGGGUGAUAGUAGGACGGACUGACCGGCUGCAGCCGAGUCCUGCAGACCUGAGGUCCUGCAGCCCGCUGGAGUGGGAGCAACAAAGCUCUCCAAACCUCAUCACAGACCACAACCCCGACCUUCAGCUGCCGCUCUGCAGCUACGUGGAGAGGCUGAAGAGAGAGGGGGAGACGGGGAGAGAGGGGGACGGGGAGGAGGAGGAGGAGGGAGGACGGAGAGGACUGGACAGAAGCUCCUACCAUCAUGCCAUCGCAGCCUUAGAAAACACCAGCGAGGAAGAGGAGGAGGAUGCAGGGAGGGAGGAGGAAGAGGAUAAGAGCAGGGAUUUAAAGAGGAGUAGUUUUCAACGGCCGAUUGUAGAGACCGAGUCGACGUUCAGGCCGGCAGAGUUCGGCUCUCGACUUCUGCCACCAGAAAACAAACCGUUGGAGAUGGUGGUUCUGAAGAGAGCGAAGGAGCUGCUGCUCAGCCACAAUCACCACAGUAUCGCCAGACACCUGCUGAUGGCCGACUGCCAGGUUGCGAGGAUACUCGGAGUGACUCCGGAGCUUAAAGGUCAGAUGGGCGUGUUGUCUGGUCUGGAGCUGGUGACGCUGCCUCACGGACGACAGCUGAGGCUGGACCUGAUGGAAAGACACCACACCAUGGCGAUAGGUGUCGCUGUGGAUAUUCUGGGAUGUACGGGCAGCGUGGAGGAGCGAGCGUCCACCUUAAAUCGCAUCAUCCUCGUCGCGAUGGAGCUGAAGGACACCGUGGGAGAUCUGUUCGCUUUCACAGCUCUGAUGAAAGCUCUGGACCUGCAACAGAUCAGCCGUUUGGAGGAAACAUGGACCACUCUACGGAGGAACUUCACCCAGACCGCCAUCAACUACGAGAAAAUACUGAAACCUUUCUACAAGAAUCUGUAUGAAGGCUCAGCCUCCUCCCCUCCGGUGGUCUGUGUCCCCCUCCUGCUGCCCCUUCUCACCUUGAUGGAGCGUCCGUCAAUCACACCCGAGGGGGCGGAGCUCUGGGAGACCAGCGACCAGGGCUGUGACAUCAUGCUGCGCCACCUGGAGGCGGCACGCGACGUCGCUCACAACGCAAAGAGCUACACGGACAACGCACGGGCCAUCUUAGAAGGGUUUCAGUGCGAUGACGACCUGCUGGAAGUGUUCAAGACGGACUUUCAGCUGCGGCUGCUGUGGGGAAGCCGCGGAGCUGCGGUCAACCAAUCAGAUCGCUACAACAAAUUCAACCUCAUUCUUACGGCGUUGUCACGGAAACUGGAGCCCCCACCUAAAACACAAACCUUAAUCUGACUUUAUCAAAGCAAACACAUACAUGACACACUUUGGACUAAACGGAAAGUAACAUCAGGUGGAUCAGAAAGCAGCUGUGAACGGAAAGAGAGAAGAAGACUCUGAGCAGGCAGGAAGUUACACGCAGAUCAGGACACAUUUCAACAUCAAACACAUCAUCUCCUGCAGCAGAAGCCACUGAACGCACCACGAGGAACAAACCAGCAGCUCUAGAAAACUCCCCAGAGCUGAGACGGCAACAUCCAGUCUGACUGGUGUCCACCACUGCAGGGAGACGUUCAGCUUCACGUGGACGUUCUCUGACACAAAGAGAGCUGCAGCCGCUUCAGAGUCUGAUAACUGUGAUCGUUUAGCAUUCACAGCGUCUGCUCAAAGAGAAAUCUGUCACUUUUUGUUUGGUGUUUUCAGUUUAACUCCAGUUCUGGCCUCACUGUCAGCUCAGAUUUAUCCAUAAAGUCAAAUAUCACAAAGUUAGCCGACAGUCUGAGAGCAGACAACACUGUGAUCUCUGACUGAGAACAGAAGGAAACAUAAAAACCCUGAGGACGAGCGACACGAUUAACGCACAUGCAGAAGAUAUUGUCUGAACAGAGACGACAGCAGAGCAGACAAUCAGGAUGACAAAAUUCAUCAGCGAUCUAUUUCAUAGCGAUCUACGAGAACCUCCAGAAACAAGACACACCAACGCUGUCAGCAUUUAUCUCAGAGAAGAUAGACAUCCGGAAAUUCCACAACAUCUCAGCACUGUUUGCUCAUUACUGCACCACCUCCUCGUAGAAUAAACAAUCGAUUUCACACAUGUAGACGCAGGAACGUACAUCAAGACGUGUUUGAACCAUAACUCACUUUUAAUGAAAUGACUUAUCAUGAUGGUAUUUAAAAAGGUUUUUAUCAGUCUAAUGUGGGACAUUGGUUGAUCUCUGAGGGGGAAUUAAGGUCAUGUUGGCUGUUUGCAGUUGACUGUGACAAGUAUGCUCUUAAUUUUCUUCAUCUUUCUUUGUUUUACUCAAAGGUUUAUGUUCCUAAGAUCAGGAGACACAAGUCACAAAUUCCUGUGUUUAACGGUUUGAAGACCAAACUAGGCUCUACUGCUGAAAUGGAGUGAGAACAGAGACCUAAAGGGAUGCGUUGACGUAGACACGCUGCUGCUGCUUCCUUUCUUCAUAGAUAUCCUAGUUUAUUGAUAUUUCUUUUGUCAAGGCAAGCAGAAAGGCAGUAAGUAGCUCUCUGAUUAGUGACUACUGCAGUAAGAGUCAAGUAUCAGGAUGUUAUUUUAAAGAUCUCGGUAUACGCUGAGUCUGUUUAAAAACAUCAGUGUUUACUGUGAACUGUCUUGACAGAAUUCAUGUAUUUAACAGGUUAACCCUCGUGUCGUCCUGCGGGUCAAAACUGACCCGUUUCAAAGUUUGAAAAUGUGGAAAAAAUAUAUAUUUUCACAGUGAAACUUCUGAUGUCCACAUUUUCUACAUUUUUGGGAAAUCUUUGAACAUUUUUUGGUGGAAAAAGAGAAAUGUUAAAAAUGUUUCUUUAAGAACAUUCACAAAUAAUCAACCAAAAUCCAGCGAAUUUUGCUGGAUUUUGGUUGAUUUUUUGUGAAUGUUCUUAAAGAAAAUAUUAGAAGUUUUACUGAUUGAUCUGUAGUCACUUUAGAUAUUUUUAGGAUUUUUUGGGGAAGAUUUUUACUCAUUUUUUGAAAAUAUUUACAAGAAUCUAGCCAAAUUUGGGGGAAUUUUUAAAAUCAAACCUUUAAGGGAAUCUUUUAAGGAAUUAUUGGAAUUUUCUUCCUGAAGGUUUUGAAAUUUUUCAGAAAUUUGGGGGAUUUUUUUUUGCUCAUUUUUUGGAUUGUUUUCAGACAAGGAAACAAUAUUUUUUGGUGCCCGUAAAUGAGGACAACAGGAGGGUUAAUGGAUGAUUGAGCUGCAUUUAUAAAAAAACGUGGAGCUGUGUGACGUUUGAUCCAGAAAACCCGUUCAGUUUGCUGCUAGAUUUAUCAAGCAGCAAAAUCAGUCAGACAGUUCAGAGAAGUAACAAAUAUUUACAGUACCGUUCAAAAGUUUGGGGUCAUCCAGACAAGUUCAUGUUUUCCAUGAAAACUCACACAUUUAUUCAUGUGCUAACAUAAUUGCACAAGGGUUUUCUAAUCAUCAAUUAGCCUUUCAACACCAUGAGCUAACACAAAAUCAGCCGUUUCCAGCUAGAAUAGUCAUUUACCACAUUAACGAUGUCUACACUGGAUUUCUGAUUAAUGUUACCUUCAGUGAAAAAAACUGCUUUUCUUUCAAAAUAAAGACAUUUCUAAGUGACCCCAGACUUUUGAACAGUAGUGUACAUAUUUUGUAAUUUCAACAGCAAGCCGUUUUUCUUUAAAUCAGCAGAUGAUUCACAAAAUCCACAGUAAAUACUAUUUUACUGCAUUUUCACAGGAGCAGAGAAUCUGAUCCAAACUUUCUGAACAUGUGAACAUGUAGCAACAAGCGUCUGUUCUAGUAGAGAAACUCAAAAUCAGUGAAAUAUGUUAACAUGAGACUAAAGCUGUACAUAUUUGAAGCAUGUUGAUAAUAGACUGUACAUACUUUCUGUAGAAGACUGUAAAAAAGCCAAGAUGUUGGAGAAUUUUAAUAUGUUUAUAUUAUUAUGGACUACUGUGGUAAGAUUUAAUAAAGAUGAUAUAUGAUGUGA
Molecule: messenger RNA, 6150 nt
Organism: Amphiprion ocellaris (clown anemonefish)
Lineage: Eukaryota; Metazoa; Chordata; Actinopteri; Pomacentridae
Gene: bcar3
Product: BCAR3 adaptor protein, NSP family member
Exons: 19
Coding region: 274-3471 (1065 amino acids)
Biological process (GO): positive regulation of peptidyl-serine phosphorylation; small GTPase-mediated signal transduction
Molecular function (GO): guanyl-nucleotide exchange factor activity; phosphotyrosine residue binding
Source: RefSeq, a predicted model, not a curated record